GAGAACAAUUGUAUCAUUUUACUUCUUUUUAAUAUAUUUUUUGACAGUUAAAGGAACAUUUAUUAUUGAAGAAACAUUUAUUAUAGUAAACUAAAAAGUGAAAGUUUUAUAUUAAAAAAAAUUAAUAGAAAUAAACAAAUGGCAUAUUUUGAACAAGACCAAGUUACUGAUAUACGAAGGUCAAAUGAUAUUGGUAAUAUAAGUUUUGGUUUUAUGUUAACUAAUAAAAUCAAUGUUGCGAUUAAAAGAAUUAAGAAGCCUCCAACUGAUAAAGUGAAUGAAUAUAAUCAUCCUAAUAUCGUUGAAUUUUUGGGAAUUUACAGCAUUAAAGACGAAAAUCAAUUAUUUUUAAUAAUGCCAUUUGCUAAGGAUGGUAAUUUAAGAAAUUAUAUAGAAAACAAUAAAUUAUCAUUUAACAGAAAGAUAGAAAUUGCGAUAAAUAUCACAAAUGGAAUUAGAUUCUUGCACAAAAACGAUAUGAUUCAUGAAAAUUUAAAUCCAAAAAAUAUUCUUAUAUUCAAUGGAAUUGCCAAAAUUACAAAUUUGCCCAAUGAUUUAUAUAUAAGAAAUAAGGAUUUAUAUAUGAAUGAUGGUCUUUUUGAUAAUAUUGGAUAUAUAGAGCCUAAUUCAAUCUUGAAUAGGAAUUAUAAGAAAAAUAAGAGCGUGGAUAUUUAUAGUUUAGGAACUCUUUUAUGGGAAAUAAUGAGUGAGAAAAUACCUUUUUCAGAAUAUCAAAAUGAUGGUAUCUUACAAUUAAUGCUUAGGAUUAAAGAAGGUUAUAGAGAAGUUGAUAUAAUAAGUGAUCCUGAAUAUGUUAAUCUUUACAAAAGUUGUUGGGAUGGAAAUAAUUUAAUUAGGCCAAAAAUCGAUGAUGUUUAUAAUCAACUUUUAAAUAUUACGAAUUACUAAUAUACUGUAUAGAAGUUAGAAUAUUAAUAAUACUAAAUUAUUAUUUUCUCUCUUUCUCUCUCUCUCUUUCUUUCUUUUUCUUUUUUAAUUAUAGACUUUUACUUUUAUAUGAAAAAAACAUUUCCUUUUAUUAUAUUUAAGAUUUUACGCUUUAUUUUUUUAUACUGUAAUUAAAUUAAAUUGAAUGCGGUUGUAUGGUCAAAAAAGUUUCCUGAUUAAAGCCACACUUUUCUUCACUCGUUAGUAACUAAUAAUAGUAUUAUUAAUGCACCACGUUAUCACAAAUAAAGCAUGCGGUUUAUGCAAU
Messenger RNA from Rhizophagus irregularis DAOM 181602=DAOM 197198, 1216 nucleotides. RefSeq lists its product as uncharacterized. Gene Ontology annotation, biological process: regulation of developmental process; protein phosphorylation. NCBI's taxonomy places the organism in Eukaryota, Fungi, Glomeromycota, Glomeromycetes, Glomerales, Glomeraceae. The record is from RefSeq and is a predicted model, not a curated record. Gene Ontology annotation, molecular function: ATP binding; protein kinase activity.